AUGAGAAAUUUAGGCCUAAGAAAACAACUUCAUUUUGUUAUUUUACUAUCAGAGACAAUACGCACAAAGGAGGUUACUUGCCCUGCCUCUGUGCCCACUAUGAAAGAGGUACCAACUUGUCCAACAACUUCAAAAGCGCUUGAGACAUUAAUGAAAAUGAAAAACUGUGAAAGCAUAUCCACCUUACAAAACUGCACAAAAGCCUCAAAUUUUCGAUACCACUGUGUGCUGCAAAUGGAUCUGAAAAAACUUGUUGAAGUAUGUGCGCCAUCUAUAUAUUCACAAGGCAAAUGCGUUGGAUUUGAUACUGUUGGGAAAAGAAUUCAACAAAUUGAAGAAAAAUCUUGCCAGUAUUACAAAAAUCCUUGUCCCAUUGGAUUUUCAUCGUGGAAUUCAUCUGCCUAUGCCGAUUGCUAUAUGCUGUUGACAGAAUUAGAAAAAAAUGAUGGUAGAACAACGGGAAGUAUAACAGAAAAUGUUUGGUUAAUUAUUACAACUGUGGCGGUUGCUGUGCUUGUCCUCGUGUUAUCUGGCAUGGUUAUCAUUAUCAUCAUCAGGAAACAAAGAAAAAAACAGACAGGGGGUAUCAAUGAUGGCGUGUUCAGUUCUAAACAUAAUGUCUUAGAUAUCUCCAGUGAAUCACGUGCUAUAGCCGGGAUAUUUUGUCACGUGGUGAUUUGCCGGAUGAUUUCUGGAGACUAUGCUGCAAGUGGCCAGCUGGAAGUUGAAGAAAAGAAAGAAGUUUCUGUGAAUUCUGAGGAAGAACAAAGUCAUUUAUGCAAUGACACUGAUGCAGACAUAUUCGACACUGAUAUUAAUGCGACAGAUAAUGACGAAGUAUUUUUUGUCUUGGAUUCGGAGAAAACUGAGGGAUUUGAUAAGUUGAGUUUUGAAAAAGUGUUAACAAAGUACGAACUCCAAAGUGUUGAAAAGAUCUUUAAGAAGAAUGACAUCGACUGCAUUCAAAGUUUUGUUGGCAUGUCAGGCGAUGAACUUGAUAACCUUGGACUUACAAUAGGACAAAGAAAGAAAUGUUUGUCAGUAAUCAAAAUCUUAAAUAAUCGCAACACAGCAACUGUUUCUGCGACAAAUAUCACGGACAGAAAGUUGAGCUACUCACUAGCAAAAAAUCCUCAAUCCUUAUCUAAUGUUUUCUAAUAUUCUAAAUUUCCCAUCAUCGAC
Saccostrea echinata is the source of this 1182-nucleotide messenger RNA. RefSeq lists its product as uncharacterized. The record is from RefSeq and is a predicted model, not a curated record. The transcript is spliced from 12 exons. Lineage: Eukaryota; Metazoa; Mollusca; Bivalvia; Ostreida; Ostreidae. The coding region runs from base 1 to 1158 and encodes 385 amino acids.